Molecule: messenger RNA, 4924 nt
Organism: Misgurnus anguillicaudatus (oriental weatherfish)
Lineage: Eukaryota; Metazoa; Chordata; Actinopteri; Cypriniformes; Cobitidae
Biological process (GO): regulation of transcription by RNA polymerase II
Molecular function (GO): DNA-binding transcription factor activity, RNA polymerase II-specific; RNA polymerase II cis-regulatory region sequence-specific DNA binding
Source: RefSeq, a predicted model, not a curated record
CACUGGCGAGCUUGCAGUCUAACGUUACUGUCAACCGAGUAAAUGAUUUCAUAUGCAUAUAAACAGACAUGUUUUUAAUGAUGUGCAUGUACGCUUGCGAUAUUAAUCACAUUGUAUGUUGCAUCUUGCACGUGGAUCAAAGACAACAACAAAACAAAACGCCCACUUAGUGAAAGGAUCGUGUGCACUAAUAUGGUUAUUACUAGUGUACCAACAAAACGUUCGUAUUAUUUAAAACACCGUUAUUUGCAACGCAAAAGUGGUGAUUGUUUUCCUUUCGACUUAUAAUUCUUGGGAAUCUACACUCCAUUCCUCGAUAACUGGUGUCCUCAAGGUGCCAGGACGAUGUCAGAAACCCUGUUCCUCACAUUCCAAUCCCAACUCUCUGUUGUCAUGGAGACCAUCCUCAAAUCAGCCAUGUUCGAAAUAACCAGGCUGGUGGAGGACAGCUUCCUGGAGGAAGUGGGUCAUCGUAAACAGGAAGUGGAACUUUUGAGACGCAGGCUGCAGUUGUCCGAAAGUAAAGUGAGACAGAAGGAAUGGGAACAAGCAAGGAAAAUACAGUGCCCAGACUGUGGAUGUGGCCGAUUGGGCGACUCGAGUGACAAAGAGGAGAGCCAGACGGCAGAGAUGGUUCAUGGCCCAAGCCUGAGAGAUCAGUCAAUCAAUGAGCCUUCAUUGACCCAAACUAUGUGGAGUACAAGGCAACAAAUGGAGUCUAACGUGCACACAGCAACACGCUUACAAGAAAAACAUGAUGCACAAAAGCAGACUGCUAAAGAUAUCACCGCACCUAUUUCCAACGCACAAAUUCCCCAGGAUGUUCUGCAAAGACUUCUGGGUAAUGCCGAAGUUCACAGCGAGUCCCUGAGUGACAGGGUGAGAGAGUUAAACCAAUCUGAAAAGGACUUUACGCUUGACAAGGAAAUAAGCUCAAAUCACUCACGACUGUUACGAAGUCCUUUAUCUCAGGAUGGCCAGGAAAAUUUGGAACCAUCCUCACCGAACAAAGUCAAAUCGGAGACAGAGCCGGAUCUUCUCCCUGUCAAAGAAGAAGAAGAGAUGGUUCCGGUGUGGGAAAGCGUCAACAGAGAUGACGGUUGCCUUGGAGAAAUGUCUGAUCCGAGUCACGGAGAGCUCAGAGGAUCUUGUGAUCAGGAGGAGAUACAGGUAGAAAGCUUUCCAGAUCUAAACUCUCUCGACAUGCCUGAUGCCACCUCAUAUUUCACACCUUAUUCAGUGAACACAUUGGUACAACAAAGUAUUAGGGCACAACAUAGUAAUAUAUGCACAACAGAGCUGGGGCUGUCCAGGUCAAAUUUUUUUGUCCAACAAGAAAACGGACAGAUUUAUACAGGGCAGGACGGUUCUGAAACUUCCGCCCUCUAUUCUCAUGAUGUUGUUUGUCCGGGCGAGAAAAUAAUCAGCCAUGCACAGUACCCCAAGCAUUUCUCCCAGGACAAACACAGGAUCCAUGCAGAAAGAUCCCACCAUUGCACCCAAUGUGGGAGAACUUUUGUGAAAGCAUGUGACCUCAGGGCCCACAUGCUGAUCCACAAAGGCAAGAGACCUUUGAGCUGUCCCCAGUGCGAUCAGACAUUUGCGUACAACUUUGAGCUGAAAGUUCACCAGCAGCAACACUCGGGCGAGAGACCUCAUGUCUGUCCACACUGUGGCAAGGCCUUCGCCCGGCUAAGCAACUUCAAGCAGCACCAGAACAUCCACACGCGGGAGAAACUCUUCAGCUGUACUCAGUGCGGGAUGAGGUUCAAUCGGGCCACCAACCUGCGAGUUCACAUCAGACGACACAGCCAUGCAGGGAAGACUUACAGUUGCCCUCAGUGUGGAAAGAGCUUUCUGGGUCCCAGGCAAAUGAAGACUCAUUUACUGAAAAUCCACGGAAGAGGAGGGAAAUAAAUCCAUCUGUUUUACAACCAUUUAUAUUUUAACUGAUCCCGAAUUAGUCUGUUUACAUUUAAAUGAUCUGCUUUGUUUGGGUUUAUAAAAAGUUCUCCGGUCAGCAUGCUUGGUCUUUGAAUGAAGGACACUCCAUUUUGGUAUCUGUGCUCAAUGCAGGGACAUUACUACAUGUUCAUGCUGAAUGAUCUCUAGAUCAACCAGACUGGAAUCAGAUAAAAGCUAAAAUAAAAGACCACUGUCCCAACUUAACAACUCUUUUAUAAUCAUUUACACAUUAAAGACACAAACCAUAUCUGGACAAAUUCGUAUCCUGUAAAUCUUGAAUUAGGUAUGCAUAACGAUUAAAGUUUUUGUUUACAUCAUAUGUGUGUGUAUAAUUUUAAGAAAAAAAAAAUAUAUAUAUUAAGUAUUUAUAUAUAAUAUAAAUUAUAUAAAUAUACAAAUGUAUGUAAAAUUUUAUACAUGCAUGUGUGUGCAUUUAUCUGUACAAAGUUAUUAUACACAGUUCACACACAUAUAUGAUGUAAACAAAAACUUUCAUUCUGCUAUACAUAAAUCGCGAUUAAUCGUUAUGCAUCCCUACUUUAAAAUAAUACUUCUGUAAUACAGGAAAAUAAGUAAACACUCUAUAAAGUUACGUUGCUUUAUAAAUCAUAGACUGCCUUAUAAACACAUACUGCCCAAGUGAAUGGAUGACCUGUGGUUUUGCUGGAUAUAAAGCACAAUAACGUUUACACUUCUCAAAUGACUUCAAUGUUUGUAAUCUACGUGGAGUACAAGAUAUAGAUUUAUCCAGAACUAGGCCUUAGUUAAUAGGACAUUUAAAUCGUUUGUACAAACACCCCUUACAAAAAACAAUACUGGUGUAUGUUAAGAUAUGUCAGUGCAAGAGGUUUUUAAAUUAGGCAGGUCAAACAUGCAUUUUAGUCUAAGACUAGGAUAAGCCCUGUCUACGAAACUGCCCCAUAGUCUUUAGUCACAAUAAAAAAAAAUUUGGGAAUACAUUUUUUUUACAAAUGAUUUAUCUAUGAGGUGCAUUAUUUUGUAAAAAUUCAUGUGACCUCAUAAUCUUUAAUCAAAAAUGCAAAUGUCCUCCACAAAACAAUCUCUCUGUACCUCCGGGCAGAAGCUAUGGCACGAGGGCCGAGCCCCUGAAAAAGAUCGAAGCAAUUAGCAACAUGACCCAACUUCUAUUAAUCCAUCAUUUCUCGAUGGACGAAUUCAAGUCCCCCCCACCCCCACCAUUUUUCUCUUUUCUAAAUCCGUUUCAUUCAGCUAUACAUCAUGACGAGGAAAAUAAGACAAUCGCUACUUCCAUUUCAUUGAGAUUUUAAGCGUAUAGAUUUUUGAUAGUCAGACUAGAAAAUUAUUAAUUGUCAUAUACACUCACGCUUGUCAAGCAUUGUUUUUUGGGGGGUAGGAUAAGUAUGAAAGCAGCGAUGACUUCUUUUUCGAGGGCGCACGAUGCGAAGUUCGUCAUAACAUGUAUGUAGCCCGUCAUGUGUGUGGUUCGUAAUUUCAAAAUAUGUGUUCGCCGUGUCGAGUUAACCUAUGUGUGCAUUAUGUGUCUUGUAUAAAUAAGUGCCUGCUGCAGACGCGUCUAAAGGGUUUAUGAUAAAAGAGACUCACGCAUUUGCCAGAUACUCACAUAAUCUUAUGCGUUAUCAAAGUUUACUAUUAAGGGAGCGUCUUUCGUGUAUUUUGUGAACAUGAGCGUCUCUUUCAUCAUAAACGGUUUUGACGCUUGUGCAGCAGGCACUUAUUUUGUCAAGACACGUGAUGCACAUAGGUUCACAUGACGCAACAAAAACAUAUUUUGAAAAAACGAGCAACACACAUGACACUUCGAACACAUAUUUUAAAUUUGCCCCCCUUGGAUGAGCAGACACGAGCUGCCACUGUUAGGGCACAUAAUUUAAAAAACAUAAUGAACCACAGAGUUAAGUCAUUUAUAAAAAAAAAUAUUAUUUUAUAAAAAAUUAAGUUUUCAAUUUCGUGGUGACUUUAAUGGGCUUUAAAUCCAGAAAAUAAAAGGCCACCCAUUUUAAAUUGUAUGUGUCUAUAAAGCAGUAUUGGCCUCCUGAAUAUGGCAGCAACAAUAGCCCAUGAUUCAGUAGCCAUCUAUGUACAGUAUGUCUAUGGUUCAAAUUUGCAAAGACUUUAGCAGUUCCCUGGUAUUUCAAUACACCUGGUUUGAAUUUAUUAGUUAUCAUGAAUUGUCUUGUUUUUGUAUUAUCAAUGUAAAAUAGUGUAAUAUUAUUGAUAUAUUUUCUAAAGUAAAGAUGCAAUAAAAGAGCACAUAGUCUUUUUUGUCUAUACAGUAUAUGUUUGUAAAUUAAUGGUCUUUAACCCAUUUCAAUUAUUAUUUAUUUAUUUUUUAAUAUAGCGUUUAACCGAAGGCUACUCUAACCGUUACCUAAAUUGACAUUUGGCUUUGUUCACAAAGUUCAUGGUGAUUUGUUGAAAAAGUAAAUGAUCCAUCAGUUUAAUAAGUUUUAAAGACUGCAGCCAGACACAAUACACUCUAAGAAAGGAUGUGUUCAUUUUUUACACAUUGUUUUGUGUUAUUGUAACAUUAUUUGUCAUUUUAUGUUGAUUUUGUGUUAUUGUAAAUAAAAGGGACAAUACGAGAUGUGUUAAAACAACACUAAAUUUGUUCCAAUAAUAAUAACACAUUUUGUGUCUAGUUAAGGACAACAUAUUAAAUGUAUUGUCCUUAAUUAGACACAAAAUGUGUUGUUUUAACACAACCGUUUUAAGAUUCCAAGUCAGCAUCUCACAUUAACAAGGUGUCAUUUUAAUCAAUUUUUAUUAUGAAACUGCUUCACAUCAUUCCUAACGGGACAUCGAACAAAAAGCACCAUUCCAAAUGGCAUUUUUUUCACUUCAGUCAAUGUCCGACAGUGCAUGUUGACUCUUAAGCCAUUUCCUUAAGAUUCUUAUGUUCUUUACUGAUAGGAACUGACUCAAAUUAUCACCUAAAUAAAGAUCAUUUUUAGAUGGA